Messenger RNA from Scleropages formosus (Asian bonytongue), 5566 nucleotides. RefSeq lists its product as uncharacterized. Gene Ontology annotation, biological process: response to oxidative stress. The coding region runs from base 7 to 5472 and encodes 1821 amino acids. The transcript is spliced from 26 exons. Gene Ontology annotation, molecular function: heme binding; peroxidase activity; protein binding. The record is from RefSeq and is a predicted model, not a curated record. Lineage: Eukaryota; Metazoa; Chordata; Actinopteri; Osteoglossiformes; Osteoglossidae.
GACUACAUGGAGAAUACUCUGAGACUCAUCCAGGAAAGGCAGCCCCAUGUACAUAAACGCUCUCUGAACGCUACAGACACACUGACCACAGAUGAGUUGAAACUCAUUAGCCGACUGACCGGAUGUAGAGCACGUGUCCAGGUCCCAAACUGUCGAAUCAUUCCAGACCUCAACAAGUACCGCACAAGCACCAGUGUCUGUAACAACCUGAAAAACCCCCGAUGGGGAGCCUCCAAUACACCACUGGCACGUUGGCUUCCUCCACGUUACGAGGAUGGCAUCUCACAGCCCCCUGGCUGGGAUGAGUCACGCCUGUACAAUGGACACCUUCUGCCUCUGGUGAGGGACGUCUCCAACCGGAUCCUGAGUACUACAGAUGCAGGAGUGGAGAGCGACCAUGUCUAUUCAUACAUGAUCACUCUUUUUGGGCAAUGGAACGACCACGACCUGACCUUCACUCCCACCUCUCCCAGCAUCCGCUCCUUCAAUGAUGGCAUAGAUUGUGAUUUAAGCUGUGCCCAGGCUGACCCCUGCUUCCCUAUUCAGAUCCCACCAGAGGAUACCCGCUUUGACAACAACUCCAAGGGCUGCAUCCCUUUCUUUCGCUCAGCACCAGCCUGUGGAACAGGCACCACGGGCUAUGUGUUUGGGGAAGCCAACAUACGACAGCAGGUGAACGCGUUGACGGCCUUCCUGGAUGCAGGACAGGUUUACGGAUCAGAGGACGCGCAAGCACAAUCCCUGAGGGACCUCACCAAUGACUUUGGUCUGAUGAGAGUCAAUGAUCGUUUCAAUGACGACGGCAGAGAGCACCUCCCCUUCGCUAACACACUGGGCACAUGCUCCACCCGGCAGAAGAUCACUAACGUCAGUGGAGCGGAAGAGGUGCCCUGCUUUGUGGCCGGUGAUACUCGAGUGAUUGAGAACAUUGCCCUCUCAUCAAUCCAUACUCUGUUCCUGCGCGAACACAAUCGUUUGGCCCGAGCCCUGCGGCAGCUCAACCCACACUGGAGUAGUGAGACUCUCUAUCAGGAGGCUCGCAAGAUUGUUGGUGGCUACCUUCAGGUCAUCGUGUUCCAGGACUACCUGAAGCACAUUGUGGGUCCUGAUGCCAUGACCCGCUUUCUCCCCGCCUACCCUGGGUAUGAUGAGAAUGUGGACCCCAGCAUCGCCAAUGUGUUUGCUACUGCGGCCUACCGCUUCGCCCACCUGACCCUCCAGCCUCUGGUCUUCCGACUCAACGAGAGCUACCAGGAGCACCCUGAGUUUCCAAGUGUGCCGCUGCACAAAGCCUUCUUUGCUCCCUGGAGGUUGAUCUUCGAAGGUGGAGUGGACCCUUUACUCCGAGGGCUGUUGGGACGGCCAGCUAAGCUGGCCACCCAGGACCACAUGUUGGUUGAUGCAGUGCGAGAGAGGCUUUUUCAAUUCACCUCAAGACUGGCACUGGACUUGGGUUCCCUGAACAUGCAACGUGGACGAGACCAUGGGUUACCUGCCUACAGUGCCUGGCGUAAGUUUUGUGGUCUGUCACAGCCACAGAAUGAGUUAGAGUUGGCCGAAGUGUUGAACAACACAAACUUGGCCAAGAAACUCAUCGAGCUCUAUGGCACACCAGAUAAUAUUGAUGUGUGGCUGGGGGGGGUCUCCGAACCCUUUGUCCCCGGUGGACGUGUGGGACCCCUGUUCUCCUGUCUCAUUGCCAUGCAGUUCCAGAAAAUUCGUCAAGGAGACAGGCUGUGGUGGGAGAAGGAUGGCGUCUUCACCAGUCGGCAGCGCGAUUCCUUAGCUUCCGUCUCCCUGAGUCGUAUCAUUUGUGACAACACUGGCAUCACCGAUGUGCCAAAGGACCCCUUCGUGUUUCAGGCCCGGGGGUCUAGCUACACUAGCUGCAAUGACAUCCCUGUUUUUGACCUCACUCCAUGGAAUGACACCGGUUCCUCCUGCCCUAUUGUCUCAACUGUAUCUCCCAGCUCUGCUGUACCCCAGACAUCCUUGCCACUGACACCCAUCGCUGGCCCACCAGGACCCCCUGGUCCACCCGGACCUCCAGGUCCUUCUGGUCCACAUGGUCUUCGAGGUCCUGCUGGCCAACAGGGAGCCACUGGUCCCUCUGGACCUCAGGGACCUUCUGGCCCACCAGGACCCCCAGGUCCCUCUAUCCACACAGAGCAAUCAGCCUUUUCCAUGCGCCUGGGUUCCAGUAACCCGCAACCCAAACAACCCAUUGUCUUCCACGAAACCAUCUACAAUGGGCAAAACCAUUAUAACAGUCAGACAGGGGUUUUCACAUGUGCUAUUGCUGGUGUCUACAAGUUUGAAUACGACUGCAGCCUGACCCAAGGCAAAGGAGAUAUCAUCCUGCAACAAAAUGGGCAAGUGAUACGAAAGACCCCCAUCUCACAACAGUCAGCGCUUCUAACAGCUUCUGGAAGCACCUUGGUGCAGCUCAAACGUGGAGAUAAGGUGUGGCUAGAGACCAACGCCAAAGGCCUCAAGUUCACCAAAGACAGUUACUUCAGUGGCCACCUGCUCUUUACUGAAAUGAAAAGGACAGAUUUUUGGACAUAUCCAGCAAAUAAAUAUGGUAGCUUUCUGGAUGUGCUGCAGAACUCCUCAACUUUCCACAAGGAUUCAAGGUGCUCAUUGCUGCAGGGCAUCCUCAGAAACGCCAUGAACACGUGUACAUGCCUCCUGGUCCUGGGGAUCUACCUGUCCAUCUUCUUUCCUGCAGCUACAGCAGAAGAUGGCAAAAUGAGGCCUUUCGUGCUCAAAGCCCUGGAGGAUGCCAAGACAGCUGUGGAUGAAGCCUACAUGUAUUCCUGGAAAGAGAGUGUGUCCCGGGUGAAGAAAGGCUCCUUCAGCGCUUCCGAUGCCCUGCGUCUGUUGAGGCAGCCGUCCAGAGAUCUGCGCUCAGCUGUGAGGGCUGCUGACUACAUGGAGAAUACUCUGAGACUCAUCCAGGAAAGGCAGCCCCAUGUACAUAAACGCUCUCUGAACGCUACAGACACACUGACCACAGAUGAGUUGAAACUCAUUAGCCGACUGACCGGAUGUAGAGCACGUGUCCAGGUCCCAAACUGUCGAAUCAUUCCAGACCUCAACAAGUACCGCACAAGCACCAGUGUCUGUAACAACCUGAAAAACCCCCGAUGGGGAGCCUCCAACACACCACUGGCACGUUGGCUUCCUCCACGUUACGAGGAUGGCAUCUCACAGCCCCCUGGCUGGGAUGAGUCACGCCUGUACAAUGGACACCUUCUGCCUCUGGUGAGGGACGUCUCCAACCGGAUCCUGAGUACUACAGAUGCAGGAGUGGAGAGCGACCAUGUCUAUUCAUACAUGAUCACUCUUUUCGGGCAAUGGAACGACCACGACCUGACCUUCACUCCCACCUCUCCCAGCAUCCGCUCCUUCAAUGAUGGCAUAGAUUGUGAUUUAAGCUGUGACCAGGCUGACCCCUGCUUCCCUAUUCAGAUCCCACCAGAGGAUACCCGCUUUGACAACAACUCCAAGGGCUGCAUCCCUUUCUUUCGCUCAGCACCAGCCUGUGGAACAGGCACCACGGGCUAUGUGUUUGGGGAAGCCAACAUACGACAGCAGGUGAACGCGUUGACGGCCUUCCUGGAUGCAGGACAGGUUUACGGAUCAGAGGACGCGCAAGCACAAUCCCUGAGGGACCUCACCAAUGACUUUGGUCUGAUGAGAGUCAAUGAUCGUUUCAAUGACAACGGCAGAGAGCACCUCCCCUUCGCUAACACACUGGGCACAUGCUCCACCCGGCAGAAGAUCACUAACGUCAGUGGAGUGGAAGAGGUGCCCUGCUUUGUGGCCGGUGAUACUCGAGUGAUUGAGAACAUUGCCCUCUCAUCAAUCCAUACUCUGUUCCUGCGCGAACACAAUCGUUUGGCCCGAGCCCUGCGGCAGCUCAACCCACACUGGAGUAGUGAGACUCUCUAUCAGGAGGCUCGCAAGAUUGUUGGUGGCUACCUUCAGGUCAUCGUGUUCCAGGACUACCUGAAGCACAUUGUGGGUCCUGAUGCCAUGACCCGCUUUCUCCCCGCCUACCCUGGGUAUGAUGAGAAUGUGGACCCCAGCAUCGCCAAUGUGUUUGCUACUGCGGCCUACCGCUUCGCCCACCUGACCCUCCAGCCUCUGGUCUUCCGACUCAACGAGAGCUACCAGGAGCACCCUGAGUUUCCAAGUGUGCCGCUGCACAAAGCCUUCUUUGCUCCCUGGAGGUUGAUCUUCGAAGGUGGAGUGGACCCUUUACUCCGAGGGCUGUUGGGACGGCCAGCUAAGCUGGCCACCCAGGACCACAUGUUGGUUGAUGCAGUGCGAGAGAGGCUUUUUCAGUUCACCUCAAGACUGGCACUGGACUUGGGUUCCCUGAACAUGCAACGUGGACGAGACCAUGGGUUACCUGCCUACAGUGCCUGGCGUAAGUUUUGUGGUCUGUCACAGCCACAGAAUGAGUUAGAGUUGGCCGAAGUGUUGAACAACACAAACUUGGCCAAGAAACUCAUCGAGCUCUAUGGCACACCAGAUAAUAUUGAUGUGUGGCUGGGGGGGGUCUCCGAACCCUUUGUCCCCGGUGGACGUGUGGGACCCCUGUUCUCCUGUCUCAUUGCCAUGCAGUUCCAGAAAAUUCGUCAAGGAGACAGGCUGUGGUGGGAGAAGGAUGGCGUCUUCACCAGUCGGCAGCGCGAUUCCUUAGCUUCCGUCUCCCUGAGUCGUAUCAUUUGUGACAACACUGGCAUCACUGAUGUGCCAAAGGACCCCUUCGUGUUUCAGGCCCGGGGGUCUAGCUACACUAGCUGCAAUGACAUCCCUGUUUUUGACCUCACUCCAUGGAAUGACACCGGUUCCUCCUGCCCUAUUGCCUCAACUGUAUCUCCCAGCUCUGCUGUACCCCAGAUAUCCUUGCCACUGACACCCAUCGCUGGCCCACCAGGACCCCCUGGUCCACCCGGACCUCCAGGUCCUUCUGGUCCACGUGGUCUUCGAGGUCCUGCUGGCCAACAGGGAGCCACUGGUCCCUCUGGACCUCAGGGACCUUCUGGCCCACCAGGACCCCCAGGUCCCUCUAUCCACACAGAGCAAUCAGCCUUUUCCAUGCGCCUGGGUUCCAGUAACCCGCAACCCAAACAACCCAUUGUCUUCCACGAAACCAUCUACAAUGGGCAAAACCAUUAUAACAGUCAGACAGGGGUUUUCACAUGUGCUAUUGCUGGUGUCUACAAGUUUGAAUACGACUGCAGCCUGACCCAAGGCAAAGGAGAUAUCAUCCUGCAACAAAAUGGGCAAGUGAUACGAAAGACCCCCAUCUCACAACAGUCAGCGCUUCUAACAGCUUCUGGAAGCACCUUGGUGCAGCUCAAACGUGGAGAUAAGGUGUGGCUAGAGACCAACGCCAAAGGCUUCAAGUUCACCAAAGACAGUUACUUCAGUGGCCACCUGCUCUUUACUGUUUAGGCUCAUAUUUGCACUGAAUAAGAUCAUAUUUACCAAAUGUAAUUAAAUAACUUGUUCUGCGAUUAAUUACAACCAGUACUACUGUGAAGGUAUA